AAUAACAUCGAACUACACCCGAAUAAACUAAAAAGUUUUACAUCUAAGAUGCUUAUUCUGUGGAAUCAAAUAAAAACGUUUUAGCGUGUAUUAUAGUGAGGUUAGGUUUAAAAGUUUGUUAGAAAAUGUAAAAUAUUACGAUAGAUACAAACAUUUUGUACAUUAAAAAUAAGUAAACUUUUAAAGAAUGUUUAUAAAUAAUUAAUUACUAUCAGUUUACAGUACAGUGUGUUAUAACUAUUUAAUAAUCAAUUCAUAAUGAAUCCGACAAUCGUAGAUUUUAGUGUGGUGAAACAGAAGUUGAUAAAAACAGAUACAAUACUACAAAUGUAUUCAGAAAAUAGUCACAAGCUUAAGAAAGCUUUGCAAACGUGUAAGGAACUCAAGCAAAAACUAGAACGGACUCAACUUGAAAAUGAUAGGUGCACUUUUUCAUUAGAAUCACUAAAGACUAAAUACAAUACAAUGGAUGCUGAUUAUAAAUCGUUGUACGAACAAAAAACUUCCUUAGAACAAAAAUAUAAUCAGCAAGCUAUUGUAACACAAAAAAAUAUUAAAGAUCUAGAAAUGGAAAUACAAUAUCUAAAGGAGUUGAAUACAUUUGCAGAACCUUCCAAACAAAAGAAUCAAACUACGGUUGAUAACAAGAAAGUUGAAGAACUUGAAGAAAAACUAGUCAAACAUAAAAAUAAUGAAACUCAACUUCAAACAGAGAAUAAUAAGUUGCAGAAGGAAAUUACGGCAUUGCAAGAUCAACUAGCUGCUACUAAAGAAGAAAAAAAGAGAAUCACUGAUGGGUUUAAAGAGGAAAUUAAUAAAGUUCUUCAAGAAAUGCAUAUGCAAAAUUUAGAGAUGAAUGAAAAAUUAAAACAUUACACUCAGUUAUGUUACGACAAAGAUAUAGAAAUAAACAAUUUAAAACAGAAUGUAACAAUCACCAAUCUUUCAAGGGAUCUUGCUUGUACCAAAAGUAAGCGAAUGAGAAUGAAAAUUUUAACAGAAGCUCAAGUUAAUAUAGAUCCCAUAAAAACGGAGAAUAUUGCUAUACAGACUGAUACAAUAAUAUUGGAAUCAAAUACAAAUAACCCGGAACGGUGUUCAAAAGAAGAAUCGUUAGAAAAAACUGAAUCAGUUGAUGAUAUUUUACUAGAAAUGAUGUACAUACCCAAAUUAUUGUCACCAAUAAGAUCAGUUUCUCCAUUGAUGGAAGCUUUUGAUUCAUACGAUGAACAAACUGGCUCUCCUUUCACAUCUGAUAUAUCAAGAAGUAAAAAUACUUUACAGCAAGGAACAGAACCGAAUAAUAUUGAAAAUAGAUGUAGAUCUUUGGUUAAAAACAAAUUUCUAAACCGUAAAUACCGCAGAUUUAUGUAUUUACAGAAAAAACGAAGAAUUAUGAAGAAAAAACAGGAUAUAUUAAAAAGGAGACGUGCUCUUAAUUGCCAGGAUAAUGUCCUAAGGGCGUUACAGAUUUUAAAACGAUCCAAAAUCAAUUUCACAAUUUCCAAUGAAUCGACUAUUCCUUUCUAUUGCGACAACUUCAAUUCAGAAUGCGGGGAGAUUCAAUCAACUAAUUUCACCUCGCAAUUCCUCAAGAGAUUAUCAAAUACUGAAUGUUCCUCUUGUAAAUCCAAGAAAUGUAGAAGAACUUUAUUAAAUAACGGACCGAAUGAGAAAUUAUUGGAAUUUUUUAAUAUUAAAAAGGAAAAUAUAUCUCCGACUCCAAGUAGAAUGGAAUUUAAAAGUGAAACUAGACCGCAGAGUCCUCUACUAUGGUUGCACAAUCAAUUACAAUCAGAACUAACGCCCCAUAAUGUUCUUGAUAAAUUAGCGGAACUAGUCAGUGAGAGAAUCCAGAAGAAUGGAAGAAAAAGUUCAAUAGGAGCGGAAUAUCAAUCGGAAACCGAACUGGAUCUACAACAUUUAUUCCAAAAUACAAGCAUAGAUGAAUCCCGUAGUCCAGAUAUAAAUAUACCAGAAGAUGCAAUUUUAACAGAUUCAAAUCCAAAGGAAACUGUGUUACUAAAAGAAAUAGAAAAUCCUUCAGCUAGUAUAGGAGAUAGUACCAAAAAUAGUGAACCAAUUAGUGAUAAGAUUAAAUUUUAUACUGAAGAAGUUGGUGUGAUAACAAUCAAUUCUAAAAUUCCAAUUAAAAGUGAUACAACAACUACGAAUAUGCCUACUAGUGAAGAUAAAAAACCCGAAGAUGUUAAUAGAGACAAUAUUAUAUCAAGAAGUGAAAAUUUCAGUAAUACUUCAAUUGAAAUAGAUAAUAAUGAAGAAGAAACAAAAAUUGUUGAUUCAGAUCUUCAUUCAUCCAAUAAACUAUCAUCUAUUGACACAGAUUUGAAAAUUAUUGUCGAAGAUAACAAGAUGACUACUAAACAAAAUGAUUUGGUGUUAAAUAAUGAAGAAGUUGACAAGAAUAGAAGUUCAAACACCGAAGUAGAACAUCAGAUGUUGUCUCCUUCGGAAAUACUGAAGUUUUAUAAAUCACCACCGGCUUGUCUCAGCCCUUUGAGCCCUUAUCCAUCGAAAACUGAUACAAUUAAAUGUAGAACAAUGAAAAAUAAACAAGAGGAUGAAUCUGAUAAGUGUCGUAGUGAUAUCGAAGAUACCAGUCCUCUUUUGAAGACCUCUCCGAUGUCCCGAUGCAUAAACUCUCUUCUUAAAGAUGAAAAUAAACUUUCAAAUGAAUUAGAUUCCUUCAUAAACGCUUUCCAAUCAAAUAAGAGCUUCAGCGAAUUGAGUGGAUCUCCGAUUAGAAAAAAUGCCGUUAGAAAUUUAUCGAAUUAUUUUGAUAGGCAAUCGGGCACUAAUAACCCGUCAAUUGAAGGAGAUCCUUCAGUUAAUUUGGAUAAAUUAGAAGAUAAAUUUCCAAUAUUCCCCAUUCCAACAGAUGGUACAUCAGUAAUUGAAGAAGAAUUACCGGGAAUUAUCGAAAUAAAAUCUUCCGAAUCGUUACCUUUACAUCCGUGUCAAGAUUUACCUGCACCUAUACCUAUAUGUACCUCUAAUUCUCCAUCUACUUUCGCACAACCUCACCUGUCAUCACCUGUGUCCAAUUCUCUAUCAAUUCCUAUACCUAGCGAUAUAACAUCUUGUAUAUCAACAUUUUCCACUAUACAUUGCACACUAUCAGCUUCUCUAGCAUCUACCACCCCCAGUAGUCCAGCUUCUGUCACAACCAGUUGUCAAGAAUCUACUACAUUUAGUUCUCCAGCAUCUCCAGUACCUAAUAGUCCUGCAUCUCCAGUACCUAGUUGUCCAGCAUCUCCUGUACCUAGUUGUCCAGCAUCUCCUGUACCUAGUUGUCCAGCAUCUCCAGUACCUAAUAGUCCAGCAUCUCCUGUACCUAGUUGUCCAGCAUCUCCAGUACCUAAUAGUCCAGCAUCUCCUUUACCUAGUUGUCCAGCAUCUCCUGUACCUAGUUGUCCAGCAUCUCCUGUACCUAGUUGUCCAGCAUCUCCUGUACCUAGUUGUCCAGCAUCUCCUGUGCCCAGUUGUCCAAUAUCUGAUUGUCCUCAAUCUCCAGAACGAAGUGGUUCAACUUUUCCUUACCAAACUGAUAUUUUUCCUAAAAUUAUUCCGCUGGAGAAAAUUGAAGAUGUAAAUGGGAGUGAUAAUUCCAAAAUUGAAUCAGACGAAGGAAUUUCUAGUGAUACUUUUGUAGAAACCGAAGCAGAAGUUCCAUUAGUAGGAGAUGAAAAAAAUUCUAUUGGAUCGUUAGAUCAUACGGCAUGUCCCCCAAGGACUUUUCAAGCAUUCGAUAGUAUUAAAAAUGGAAACAGUAUAAAAAAGGCAUGUACACUAAAAAAAAUGAAUCCUAGUCUAGAAAAAAACGGAAUGAUAACUAGAAGACGGGCAGCAGAAUUUAAUAAAGAAUUGGAAGGAACGGAAAGCAAAAUUAGUAAUAAAUCAUGUUGCCACAUUUGUUUAACGAAGCAUUCGUGUAAACGGAAGGGUUUGGGGAAUAUGAAGGUAUCGAAUUUGGAGGAAUUUUCUGGUUCGGAAAUGACAAGGAAAAGAAAAAGGAAAACAAUCGAUUCUGAUAAGGCACCGACAACAAAACCUGAUGAUAUAAAUCAUGUAUUGCAAGAAACAACUACGAUAAUUGAACCACGCAUCCCACCCAUGAAUGAUAUAGUUAAAAGAGGUAGAGGAAGACCACGAAAAUAUCCAAAGGUAGAGGAAAAAACCAAUGAAAAUCGGAGCUCAAAUUUAGAAACAUCAGAAGUAAAUUGUGGAACAGAAAUGGCAACUCCACUUGACCCUAGUUCUGUUGGUAGUAAAGAAAACGUGAGAUGCAGACCUACAAAGAGGACAAAGCUCCAAUCAAAAAUAAUGAAACAGAUGAAAGAAAAACAAAAAAUGUUGAAAACGCCUGUUUCUUUACGUAGAAAUCCUAAUGACUGUGAUACGAAUAGAUUUAAAGAAAGUGCAUCUCUAAUCGAAAGUAGUUCGGUUCAGUUGCAAUCAACUACCGGAGCUAAAAGAAUUAACGUCGUGCAGAAUAUAUUGAUUCGACCUGCUUGCAAUAAACCGAUAGAUUUAUUGGAUGGACAGUUUUCUAGUCAGUCAAAUUUUAAAAAAUCAGUUAGAACACUUACGAAUAAACGACAGGCUGUGAAGGACGAUUGUGAUAUUCUCUCGAAGAUAAUGAAUGACAUGGACAAGGGGAAAGCGAAAGAAGAAGUUAAAAAUAUUGUGAUAAGAGACGUUCCCAGUGGUGUAGACGAUAAACAAUGGAGAAUAAGAAUACUGGAUAUGGCUGAAGUGAUGCAUAAUGCGACUGUUGAUAUGAAGCAUAUUUAUGGUCUGACGCCUACCAAGAAAAAACGAAAAGGAAUUUUGAAAAACGAUGCAGUAUUACCUGAAAAAAUAGGUGUAUUACUAAAAAAACUGUUAUCUAUCCCAAAUGAAGAUGACAUACCCCAUGAAAUUGUAUUGGAAUUCAAAAGACAGACUUCAAAUGAAAUCAUCGACAUCGUUAUUUACCAAAUUUCUAGAGACAUUCACGACUUGCCUGACAGUAAAUAUUAUCCGGCCCCCCUUAUGACCAGAACUCAGAGAAUAUUUCUUUCUCUACUCGUUAGAUUAGAAAAAGAAAAAGGAUUCGAAAACAUCGUUGAAACGUUUUUUUCCAGAAUACAAGAACAUAUCCUUAGAAUGGGAUGCGGUAUCCGAAAAGCCAUCCCUUUAACGAGAUUAUUUGUAAGUUUGUGUCGACUACAUGCUGAUAUACACAGAAUGCGAACAUUCUGUUGCGAAGCUUUUUUCUAUGCUGGAGAUUUGGCUGUUCCAAUUUUUUUUACUGUUUUGACUUCAUGGAUUGACUUAUUACCUUUCGCAGCUGAUGUCAAAAAUUAUCCAAUGGCAAAGUUAUUAAUACAAUUAGUUCAUCUAAAAACUUGCCGUAGACCUGGCUACAACCUUCUGGCCCUAAAAAGUUUAUUUAGUCAAUAUUACGGUUACCCCAAGGAAAGGUGGAACUGCGAUGAACUAUUCGAAGAAUUUUAUCAACUGUUUUUAACCAAUCCGUCUACACCUACAGAAUACGCAAUCCGUUUAUACUGCAAAAAUAAAGAUACGAAAUGGGUGUACAAGAAGAUCAACGAAUAUUUCAAACCACUGGUAUAUAAGAUUCCAGAUGAAAAUGUGAAUUUCAAAGCAACCACAGUUAUACUGAUGGGGAAAAUUUGUAGGAUGUUCAAGCCGAGUAACAGUCACGAUAAAGAUUGUCUAACUGAAUUAUUACGAUGGUUCGAAGGAUUAUUAGAAGAUAAUCCUGCGCUGAUUAUAGAACAGAGUAUCCAAUAUACCAUACAGCAUCUUCCAAAAGAAGGGAAGAAAAGACAAAGAUAUUUUGAGUCUUCUACCGGCAACAAUUGAAUAGAAACAAGGGAAUUUUAAAUAAAGUAUUUUAUUUCGUGAUUUUAUGUACAAUUGUUUUAAUUUUUCUUUUUUUUUUUUAUAAUAAUAGUCGAAUUUGUUUUAAUUUUAGGGUUAUUUAUUGUAAAUAUAAGAAGUUUGUUACCAAAAAUUACAUUAUUUUAAACAA
Molecule: messenger RNA, 6061 nt
Organism: Diorhabda sublineata
Lineage: Eukaryota; Metazoa; Arthropoda; Insecta; Coleoptera; Chrysomelidae
Exons: 9
Coding region: 259-5892 (1877 amino acids)
Source: RefSeq, a predicted model, not a curated record